AUGACUCUCUACUACUCCAUCUGCUUCGUGCUGCUCAUGUCUGAGCUGUCACUCUUCGCGACUAUCGUCUGUCCUAUGCCAUUCACACUGAGGAAGAGGCUCUUCCACUUCCUCAGCGAGAACCCUAUCAUCGCAAAGAUCCAAUAUGGUCUGAAAAUAACGUUCAUCUUCGUCGCGGUGCUGUUUGUGGAUGCUCUCCAGAGGAUGAUCCGGAUCGCUCAGGAGGGAGCUGCGGCCAAGGCCAAGCCUGAGAUGACUGAUGUGCGGACUGAGACCAACUACGCUGCUCGUCGUUUCUACGCUCAGCGCAACUUGUACCUCACCGGCGCGACCCUCUUCCUCUCCCUCAUCCUCGCCCGCGUCUUCUACAUCAUCCUCGACUUCAUCCACGUCCAGGAGGCCUUCACCGCGCUGCAGCAAAAGACCGCCAAGCAGUCUGGCGUCAACGGCGAGGCCGACGAGAUGCGCAAGCGGAUCACGGAGCUCCAGCGCGAGUUGGACGCGAGCAACAAGGGCGGACGGGACUUUGAGACCCUCAAGAAGCAGGCCGACCAGCAGAACAAGGAGUACAACCGUCUUGCGGAUGAGCACAACAAGGCUACCGGAAACGUGUCGAACAAGCGGACCGACUAG
Molecule: messenger RNA, 633 nt
Organism: Dioszegia hungarica
Lineage: Eukaryota; Fungi; Basidiomycota; Tremellomycetes; Tremellales; Bulleribasidiaceae
Product: endoplasmic reticulum protein
Exons: 10
Coding region: 1-633 (210 amino acids)
Biological process (GO): intracellular protein transport; endoplasmic reticulum to Golgi vesicle-mediated transport
Cellular component (GO): endoplasmic reticulum; endoplasmic reticulum membrane
Source: RefSeq, a predicted model, not a curated record